AUGUUAAUACCUGAGUGUCGAUUACGAGCCGAGAAACGUCCCUUAUCUUUUGGAGACUGCAGUGCCAUUUGUGGCGGCAAUUGCUGUACGAACUCAACGGAAUCGGAGCUGAGGCAGAAGUCUACAGCCGAAUUUGAGCGAUUGUUGCAUCAUCACACCAAAAGUCUACGCGGCAUACUCGUCUCCACGGCGAAUUUAUUUCAAAGUCAUGUCCUUGAACUAGCGGAGCAGUCUGAGAAUAAAACCUUGGCGGUAUUUUCCCAAGUAUACCGACGCAUGGUGCCUCAGUCCAGCGAAUUGAUACGUCAGCUCUAUUCGGAGAUCAUGAACCACUUGAGGAAUGCGAAUAGUAAUGGUAUCAACACCGGCAGCAGCAGCACCAGCACCAGCAGCAGCGGCAGCGGCAACAACCUGAGCAAUCUAGAAGAUGCCAUACAGAAAUUCUUUGUGAAUCUCUUUCCGGUCGCCUAUCAUCAGGCGGUGCACUUGAGCAAGGAUAAUUAUGGCGAAUUACAUGAGGAUUAUAUCAAUUGCUUGAAGCACACAUUCGACGAUCUGCAACCAUUCGGCAGCAUACCCAAGGAGAUCAAACGCAAUUUGCUUCAAAGCGUACAAACGGCGAGCAUCUUCUUGAACUCACUGCAACAGAGCGCUGAAGUGCUUAGCGAGACUGAUGAAUUGUAUGCCAUGUAUCUGACCGACAACUGUCAGAAGCAUUUGCUCAAGAUGAGCUACUGUCCGAGCUGUAAUGGAUAUCAGAAGACACAAGUGAAAGCGUGCUACAGCUACUGCAUGAAUGUGCUGCGUGGCUGCUCGGCUCAAUACGCUGGCGUAUUGGAUAGCCCUUGGUCGAAUGUGGUGGAUGCUAUACAAAAUUUAGUGACGACUCACAUACGAUCGGAUAGUGGCAUUGUAACAACAAUCAAGCAGCUGGAUAUAAAAUUGUCCGAAACCAUUAUGCGGGCUAUGGAGAAUGGACCUAACCUAGAAAUGAAGGUCAAGAAAACAUGUGGCACGCCAAAACUUUUGCCCUCACUAACAGCGGACAAUGAUCUACGCCCUCUGCAGCCGCACAACAUUAAAUGGGCAACCCCACCGGAUGCGGAAAUUCUGCACUUCCAAUCAACCAUAGACAAAUCCAAGGAAUUCUACUCGAACAUCGUCAACAAUGUGUGCGAAGACGAUGACAUCCAACGAAAUGAUCACAACUGUUGGACAGGCGAUCGUGUUGGCGACUACACCCAACUAGUGAUGACCCAAGGUGUAGACACACAACGGUACAAUCCCGAGGUGCCGCUGGUGCCAAGCUCGCAAUCGACGAAAUUGAAUGAACUGGUGGACAAGUUGAUCAAGGUGCGCAAGAACAUCGGAACGGCGAUACCAUCCACCACGCGUUCAUACUCUGACAUACAGAGCGAUAUGGCGCGCCACGAUGAGGAGGGCUCCGGCGGCCACAUGCCCGACGACAUGGAUGACGAGGAAUACGGCAACCAGAAUGGCUCAGGCGAUGGAUCUGGCGAUGGUGCCACCUCAUCGCCAUUCGAUCCGUUGGGUCCAACCGAGAUCACCAACAAUGAAAUCGAGCCACGUCAAGAAUCCGCGGCGACGCCGCUCACCGCCGCGUGUCCCAGCCGCCUGAGCUCGCUGCUGGCCGGCGCCGCAGUACUAGUCACAUUCACAGCCCUUUUGCGAAGCAGAAGCUAAACGCCAACAAUGCAACGCAACGCAACGCAACGCACACAGCGCAGCUCGCCAGCAAUAAAUGUGGAUGAUGGGGAAUGCAAACAAACUAAAUUUGUUUCACUUUAGGAAUACUAUGUAUAAUUAAUUUAUACAUAUAUGUAUAUGUAUGUAUGAACGACGACGCCGGACAAAGGAAACACACAAAAAACUAAAUAAACAAUUUAAUUAACAAUUUAGUUUAGGUAUACGCGCUAUAUGUAUGUAUACAUACUUGCAUGUAAAUAUGUAUGUUGAUAUGCAAGCAAGUACAUAAAAAUUGAAUGUGGAGAGUGCAACUCUGUUUAACAAUAUUGUAUACUAGUAUAGGUACUAGUACAGAUUUAUUGCGAACAUACGCUACGUAGGAUAUACAAACUUACAUAUAAAUACAAACUUACAUAUAAAUAUAUACAGACAUUUAUAUAAAACAAUAAAUAUGUUAUAUGUAUGUUUAUGUAUAGAGCUAAUAGAGAAAGAGAGAGAGAGAGAGAGAUAUGGAGAAUGCAAGGCAUUGCAUGCAUUAAAUCGGUUGAGAACUGAUUUACCACACAGAAACAAAGUGUGGGAGGCAUAAUUUUAGGCGCACAAGCACGCACUCGCUAAUAAACUCAAGCCCAGGAAUGAAUUGUUUUAUAUGUGAAAAAAACUGAAGUUAUUGGUAUGCAUAGCCAGAGUAGCUACUAAAAACCCCUUAAAGAGGCCAAAACAAGUGAAAAUACACAGGAAGUGAGCGCUGUUUUUGAAAAAGAAAUAAAUUAAUUUGAAUAGAUAAUGUAAUUGAUUAUGAAUUUUGUAGCUACCUUAGUAAAUAUAGCCGCAAUAAGUAGUUUGAACAAAUUUAAAUUUGCAAAAUAUUUCAAAGGGGCAAUGUUAAUGUUUUCUUGUAUAAAAUAGUUUCCCAAGAAUUUGUCAUGAAAGAGAAAAAAGUUAGAUCCUCUGCUAAUAUUCAUAUACAUACGUAUGUGUGUGGCUAAUGUAAUACGUAUACGUGAACGUUCAUGCAAAUUAUGUGAGCAAAAUUACAAAGUUGUACUUCUUCGACUUAAAAAAAAAAAACCGAUUCGACAUGAAUUAUGUGAAAUACAUCA
Messenger RNA from Rhagoletis pomonella (apple maggot), 2810 nucleotides. RefSeq names its product division abnormally delayed protein-like. Bases 1 to 1704 code for a protein of 567 amino acids. NCBI's taxonomy places the organism in Eukaryota, Metazoa, Arthropoda, Insecta, Diptera, Tephritidae. Gene Ontology annotation, biological process: regulation of protein localization to membrane; positive regulation of canonical Wnt signaling pathway; cell migration. The record is from RefSeq and is a predicted model, not a curated record. Gene Ontology annotation, cellular component: cell surface; extracellular region; plasma membrane. The transcript has 9 exons.